Molecule: messenger RNA, 1040 nt
Organism: Alternaria alternata
Lineage: Eukaryota; Fungi; Ascomycota; Dothideomycetes; Pleosporales; Pleosporaceae
Exons: 1
Coding region: 49-759 (236 amino acids)
Source: RefSeq, a predicted model, not a curated record
GCGUGAUGCUCAUCUCACCCGGAUCAUCUCCAUCAUUACGCAGUCCCGAUGGCAACUGAUACCACAAUAUAUCUGCGCGCCCCCAAUGCUGUGCGCUUCGCGUCGCCUGCGUGUGUCCUUCCUCCGCCGCUAAAAUGGCUCAGCGGCACCUGGAAGCUGACGAGUUCUACUCUUCCCAGAUGGCGCAAGGCACGCGACGUGACGAUAAACUACGCACUCGUUCCAAGUCCUGCAGCUAUUACGGGCGAAGAAAUUCUUACGCUCCAGUACGGUACUCAGCUUGAGGACUUCAUGUUCUGGCAGGAACCAUCUGGUCCUUCGGUAACAUAUCGAUCGGCAAUGGGUCUGAGCAAACCGAUUAGACCAGGUGGGAAAGCGAACGGCGAGCUGACACCGGAUCUGUAUGGGGACACUUUCCAUCAUGGGGAGCGGACAAGCCUUGUUUACACACGACGUGGUAACGGAUGGUCGAGACUGAUUCGUCAAGGAUGGGAGAUCCUCGGGUACGGGAUACACCCACCAUCGCCAUACGGACAAGAGCACAUCUGCUCUGCUGACGGUAACUCGUGGAUCGUGAUCUAUGUUGCCAAAACGCCAAUGGCGCCUGCGGGCCUUAACAUUCUCUGCCGCUUUGGACAACUACCAGACGAUACCGUGGACGCGAUCAAAUUGAUGCUUACGAGUCUUGGACACGAUAUGACAGCUUUGGCAGAAAGGCUUUUCAGUGUUCCCAUAACGAAAGAAAUGGAGAAAACAUGACACCUCAUUCCUGGAACAACGAUCGGAAUGUAAGACAGACAAACGACCAGAAGGACUAGCGAAAUGCAAAGAUCAUGGCCAGAAUAGACUGCUCGUAGAGCAUGAUCAGAAAGAGAAGUGCGACUUUAAAUGCUGGAACGGAGGGGUUUUGUACGAUGCUGACACUGCAAGGGUUGGCAUUACUUUGAUAGUGUCAAUUGAUCGUCCUUACUUCACAUACGACCAUAGGACACUGAAAAUUAGGCUUCCCGUCCGCUCAGCCAUAUACAAGCAGUGUACCG